Molecule: messenger RNA, 3106 nt
Organism: Carcharodon carcharias (great white shark)
Lineage: Eukaryota; Metazoa; Chordata; Chondrichthyes; Lamniformes; Lamnidae
Product: glycogen phosphorylase, muscle form
Exons: 20
Coding region: 116-2647 (843 amino acids)
Biological process (GO): glycogen catabolic process
Cellular component (GO): cytoplasm
Molecular function (GO): glycogen phosphorylase activity; pyridoxal phosphate binding
Source: RefSeq, a predicted model, not a curated record
GUGAGAAAUAUAAGCUCAAAUCGGAGGCAGCUCGACCGAGGACGGGGAGGGAGAGAGAGAGAGAGAGAGACAGACACUCUGAGACAAACACGCACACACACAAACAACAAGGACCAUGUCGCGGCCACAGACUGACGUGGAGAAGAGGAAGCAGAUCAGCGUGAGGGGACUGGCCGGAGUGGAGAAUGUGACCGACCUGAAGAAGAAUUUUAACCGGCACCUGCACUUCACCCUGGUCAAGGAUCGCAAUGUGGCCACGCCCCGCGACUACUACCUGGCGCUUGCGCACACCGUCCGAGACCACCUGGUGGGCAGGUGGAUCCGCACCCAGCAGCAUUACUAUGAGCAGGACCCCAAGCGUAUUUAUUAUCUGUCCCUGGAGUUCUACAUGGGCCGCACACUGCAGAACACAAUGGUGAACCUGGGUCUACAGAACGCCUGCGAUGAAGCCAUCUAUCAGCUCGGUCUGGACAUGGAAGAAUUGGAAGAAAUAGAAGAAGAUGCUGGCCUUGGAAACGGGGGUCUAGGCCGGCUGGCUGCAUGCUUCCUGGACUCCAUGGCGACGUUGGGGCUGGCUGCCUAUGGCUACGGCAUCCGGUACGAGUUUGGCAUCUUCAACCAGAAGAUUUCCCAUGGGUGGCAGAUCGAGGAGGCUGAUGACUGGCUGAGGUAUGGCAAUCCCUGGGAGAAGGCCCGUCCGGAGUACACCAUCCCCGUCAACUUCUACGGCCGAGUGGACCAUACCGCUGAGGGUAUCAAAUGGGUGGACACCCAGGUUGUCCUGGCUUUACCCUAUGAUACCCCAGUGCCUGGCUUCAAGAAUAACACCGUGAACACUAUGCGGCUGUGGUCUGCCAAAGCACCCAAUGAUUUUAAACUGGAAGACUUCAAUGUUGGUGGCUACAUCCAGGCCGUGCUCGACAGGAAUGUGGCUGAGAACAUCUCCCGCGUGCUUUACCCCAACGACAACUUCUUUGAGGGGAAGGAGCUGCGUCUGAAGCAGGAGUACUUUGUGGUUGCUGCCACUAUGCAAGACAUCAUCCGCCGCUUCAAGUCCUCCAAGUUUGGCACCCGCGAUGCUGUCCGUACCACGUUCGACUUGUUCCCCGACAAGGUGGCCAUUCAGCUGAACGACACCCACCCUGCCCUGGCCAUCCCGGAACUCAUGCGGAUACUUGUAGACAUUGAACACUUGAGCUGGGAGAAGGCCUGGGAGGUUACUACACGUACCUGCGCCUACACCAACCACACAGUGCUGCCAGAGGCCCUGGAGCGCUGGCCUGUCCCCCUCUUCGAAUCUCUGCUGCCACGGCACCUCUCCAUCAUCUAUGAGAUUAACAAGAGGCAUCUGGAGCACGUGGCUAAAAAGUUCCCAGGAGACCAUGACCGCCUGCGUCGCAUGUCGCUGAUUGAGGAGGGAGGGACCAAGAGGAUCAACAUGGCUCACCUGUGCAUCGUCGGGGCUCACGCUGUCAAUGGAGUAGCCCGCAUCCACUCAGAGAUCCUGAAAGAAACCAUCUUCAAAGACUUCUACGAGAUUGAGCCCCAGAAGUUCCAGAACAAGACGAAUGGGAUAACCCCACGCCGCUGGCUGGUGCUGUGUAACCCUGGCCUGGCAGACGUCAUCGCUGAGAAAAUUGGUGAAGAAUAUAUCUCUGAUCUGGAUCAGUUGAAGAAGCUGCUGUCAUUCGUUAAUGAUGAAGCUUUUAUCCGAGCCGUGGCUAAGGUGAAACAGGAGAACAAGCUGAAAUUCGCGAUGCUUCUGGAGAAUGACUACAAGGUGAAGAUCAACCCCAACUCCAUGUUUGAUGUGCAGGUCAAGCGCAUCCAUGAGUACAAGCGCCAGCUGCUGAACUGCCUCCACAUCAUCGCCUUCUACAACCGCAUAAAGAAGGAGCCCAACAAACAGUUCACACCCCGCACAAUCAUGAUUGGAGGAAAGGCCGCCCCAGGAUACCACAUGGCCAAGCUCAUCAUCAGACUCAUCACUGCAAUUGGCGACAUAGUGAACAAUGACCCUAUAGUGGGAGAUCGGCUGAAGGUCAUCUACCUGGAGAACUAUCGGGUGUCGCUCGCUGAGAAAGUGAUCCCAGCCUCUGACCUCUCUGAGCAGAUCUCCACGGCCGGCACUGAGGCUUCGGGUACUGGCAACAUGAAGUUCAUGCUGAACGGCGCGCUCACCAUCGGCACCAUGGACGGUGCCAACGUGGAAAUGGCAGAGGAGGCAGGGCAGGAGAACUUCUUCAUCUUUGGCAUGUUGGUGCACGAGGUGGACGCCAUGGACAGACGGGGCUACAAUGCCCGAUCCUAUUAUGACCGACUGCCAGAGCUGAAACAGGCCAUCGACCAGAUCAGCAGUGGAUUCUUCAGCCCAAAGGAGCCACACCUCUUCAAGGGCAUUGUCGACAUGCUGAUGCACCAUGACAGAUUUAAAGUGUUUGCUGACUACGAAGAUUACAUCAAAUGCCAGGAGCGAGUCAGCGCCCUCUACAAGAAUCCCAGAGAGUGGACCAAGAUGGUCAUCAAGAAUAUCGCCACCUCCGGAAAGUUCUCCAGCGACAGGACAAUUGCCGAGUAUGCCCGGCAGAUUUGGGGCGUGGAGCCCAGCAAACACAGGAUCCCAGCCCCCAACGAGCCCCGGAUCUAAUGCUCCUCCUCUCCAACCCCCGGGAGUCCCUCUCUUUUUUCCCCCCCUCCCCACUUCGCACCCUGGCUUCCUCACAUCCUCCCUCGUGUUCUCUGCGCCUAAGGCACCCAUCUCGGUGCUGCUGCCUGCGAGCUUGGCCUCCCCCCCCCACCCCCACCACCGCCCCCCCCAGCUCUGGAAGGCAAACCUGCUGGUUCUCCAAGCCAAGCGGGGUGGGCUAUGCUCGGAGACCCCCGCCAACCAAGCAACAGGCGGCCCAGACCCGUGGGACUCAGCGGAAGGGGGGAGACAAAGGCAAUCUUUGCCCGCCCCUCCCCGCCCCACGGCUGCUCCUUACUAUAUCACCCGAGAUUUGUUUUGGCACGUUGCAUUCUUUGUUGACACUGAAGAGAAAGUCGGAGGUAAUUUUCAACAUGGCCGCCGAGGUGCUAGUCUGGUCCUGGGUGGUGGUGGAGUGGG